UAAUAAAGCCCAAAACAUUAAUAUCUUCGUCAGAUAAAACUCCUAUCCAAAUUAUAAGACCGGCCAGGUAGAGCCCGACCCGUAUUUAACCGGAUACACAGUUUAAACGACAUUAAUCGCUCUCGCUCUCAAGUUCCUUCGUUCAUCCUCGAGAGAUUCGAUUCGAUUCGAUUCGAAGCCAAGCUUCUUCGAUUUCUCCCUCUAAUACCUCAAUCCUGCUAUCGCAUUGCUUCUCUGAUUUCGUUUCUGGAGUUUUCGAAGGUUUGAAAGCACGUCUCCCUCCCUCCGAGGAAUCAAAUAAAGAGACUCAUAAAACCCUAAUUUCUCCAGUUCAGUUGUGAUUCCCGGCUCUUAUAAUCGUUAAAGGUUUUUGAUUGCGUUGUAGAAACCCUAACUCGCGGGGCGGGGCUGGGCAAUUCGCACUCCUCUCCGUGUUGAAGACAAGCGAGAGAGUAUGAAUGCUCCGAUCAUAGAUCCGUUGCAAGGAGACUUUCCAGAGGUGAUCGAAGAGUAUCUGGAGCAUGGGGUCAUCAAGUGCGUUGCUUUUAAUCACCGUGGUUCUCUCCUCGCAGCUGGAUGUGCGGAUGGGAGCUGUGUCAUCUGGGACUUCGAAACCAGAGGCAUUGCAAAAGUGCUUCGUGAUAACGAUUGCGCUGCUGCAAUCACAAGCGUCUCCUGGUCAAAGUAUGGACACCGCUUGCUUGUCUCAGCUGCAGACAAGUCGUUAACUCUCUGGGAUGUCUCCACUGGGGAGAAGAUUGCUAGAACAACUCUUCAGCAGACUCCCUUGCACGCUCGUCUCAACCCUGGCUUGAGUUCGCCUUCUCUUUGUCUCGCGUGCCCGCUCUCGUCUGCUCCCAUGAUUGUUGACUUUGAGAUUGGUUGCACGACUUUGCUUCCUGUGUGUGUGCCUGAGAUGCCUGAUGUGUUAGCUCCUCCGCAGCGCACUAAAUGUCCGGAGUCAGGUCCUCCUUUCUCUCCUGCUGCAGCCUGCUUUAACAAGUGUGGGGAUUUAGUUUAUGUGGGGAAUGCUAAAGGCGAAAUACUUAUUGUUGAUUAUAAGAGUGUUCGAGUUCUUGCUUUGGUUCCUGUCUCUGGUGGGUCUGCGGUGAAGAACAUAGUCUUUAGCAGGGACGGGAAGUAUCUUCUCACGAAUUCGCACGACCGCAUCAUCAGGAUAUAUGAGAAUCUUCUCCCAGCUAAAGAUGUGCUUAGCUCACUCGAGGACUUGGCUAAGAAGGUAGAUGGUGUUGAGAAAAUGAAGACUGUUGGAUCCAACUGCUUAACGCUCUUCAGGGAGUUCCAAGAUUUAGUUACCAAGAUGCAUUGGAAAGCGCCUUGCUUCAGCGGUGAUGGCGAGUGGGUCGUUGGUGGUUCUGCAUGCAAAGGAGAGCAUAAGAUCUACAUAUGGGAUCGAGCGGGGCAUCUGGUGAAAAUACUAGAAGGUCCAAAAGAGGCCUUGAUUGAUCUUGCUUGGCAUCCUGUUCAUCCGGUAAUCGUCUCUGUUUCCUUGACCGGUUUUGUAUACAUUUGGGCGAAAGAUUACACAGAGAACUGGAGUGCGUUUGCUCCUGAUUUCAAGGAGCUCGAGGAGAAUGAAGAGUAUGUGGAACGUGAAGAUGAAUUUGAUUUGAUGCCUGAGACAGGAAAGGUGAAAGUAUCAAGUGUUAAUGAAGAUGAGGAAGUUGACAUAGAGACAGUGGAAAAGGAUGCUUUCAGCGAUUCUGAUAUGUCAGUGGAGGAACUCCGUUACCUUCCAGCUGAACCGAUCCCAGAUGCAAAUGAGGAGCAAGACGAGUUAAAGUUAAUCGAAGCUCGUAUAUCUGCAUCUCCUGCUUCCGAAGAGGCUGGUCAGAAUGGACAUGUGACAGACCUUGUAUCAAGUCCACAAGGAGAAAUGGGUGAAACACGAGGAAAGAGAAAAAGGAAACCAUCAGAGAAAGCCAUGGAGUUGCAGGCGGAGAAGGCAAAGUCAUCAAAAGCUUCAGGAAGAACAGUACGAGAGAAAAGCAGAGCAGUAGGCGAUCAAGAAAUCGAUGAGAGUGUAAAUGGUCAGGAUGAUGUUGACGACGAUGCAUAUUAUUGACCAAGCAAUAAUGCUGUGUUCUUCUCUACCACGACACACCUGCGCUGUGAAUCAAGCUGGAUUCUGCACACUAGGAAUAUAUGUAGCCAGGAUCUUAAAUCUAAGCGUGUAUUAAGACAAUGUUUAAGCAGUUUAGAGAAAGAGAUAGAGAGGGAACAUAAACAUCUUUUGAUUCAUUAACUUUGAUCAUCACACAACAGAA
Molecule: messenger RNA, 2288 nt
Organism: Brassica oleracea var. oleracea
Lineage: Eukaryota; Viridiplantae; Streptophyta; Magnoliopsida; Brassicales; Brassicaceae
Product: protein RBL
Exons: 6
Coding region: 455-2086 (543 amino acids)
Cellular component (GO): Set1C/COMPASS complex
Molecular function (GO): protein binding
Source: RefSeq, a predicted model, not a curated record